Molecule: messenger RNA, 1454 nt
Organism: Diprion similis
Lineage: Eukaryota; Metazoa; Arthropoda; Insecta; Hymenoptera; Diprionidae
Product: bridging integrator 3-like
Exons: 5
Coding region: 267-1067 (266 amino acids)
Biological process (GO): plasma membrane tubulation; endocytosis; actin cortical patch localization
Cellular component (GO): cytoplasm; actin cortical patch
Molecular function (GO): protein binding; lipid binding
Source: RefSeq, a predicted model, not a curated record
CGUAUAAGAGUAAAUAUCGAUUAAUAUAGGUGUAUAAAUGUGGAUGUGUGCGUACAUGCGUGUUAAUCAGGCUAAAUAUAUUCAAUGCGAUUCUAUUUUUCCAAGAACAACAUUCUACGUAAAUACGUGAUGAAAUUCCCAGCGGUCAGUAUAUUUGUAGUGAACUACGUAGCAACAUUUGAGUUGUGCCAGCACAGUUAUCAGUUGGGAUAGAGGGGGGAUAUUUGGCUGUUGAUUAUGAUAACUGAAUUUGCUGUGGAUGUAACAUGACGUGGAAUCCGUUGAAGAGGAACCACUUGACGCAAAGGCCAUCCCCAGCGCCACCCUUGCUUUCGCAUGCGGAAGAUAGAGAUUUGGAUGUCACUGUUCAGAAGCUCAUACAUGCCGAAGAUACUAUUAGGAAGCUGACCAAGGAAAUGAAAAAGUAUUUAGAGGCAGUUGCUAAUCUAGACCGAGCUGAUCAGCGACUGAGUAUGAACUUGAGUACAAGUGGACUAGCUCACCUCAGUGAUGAGUUCAGAAGGAUAGUUGAAGACUAUCAUUCCGUUACUACUCAAGUAGGCAAAACGGUCCAGGAAAUGAUUCACCUUUGCCAAAAAACUUUUAUAGAGCCACUAAAAAAACUUCGAGACGAAUUUGCUCUGAUUGCUGCAGCUAUUACCAAACGCGAGGAACUUGUCAAUAACUGGAAGUACUUGCAUAAUCGAGUCAGAAAACUACAGGAAAAAAAGGAUAGAGCAGCUAGCCAUAUUGCUAAAUUAGAAAGGGAACGUCGGGCAGAAGAGGUGGCUGGAAAAGAAUUGAGAACUGUUCAUGCUCAGUUACUGGUUGAAUUGCCAGCAUUUUUAGACAAGAGAUUGGAAUAUAUCAAGCCAAGCAUUCAUGCCUUGAUAAUGAUUCAAUUAGAUUAUUAUGGCAACACGACAAGACUGUUUACACAUCUGAUGCCUGUACAAAAUUCAUCCGAUUCUCCUGGGAGUGCUAUGAUGCCAGAGGCAGAGUAUCAACAAUUGAUCGCUGGGCACAUGAAUGAAAUACGAGCUCUUACUAUUGUCAAAGAUAACUGAUUACUAGAUUUCCGGAUAUGGUCUCCACGUUUAGAGAGCCUUCGUUCUUCAGCUUUAGCACGUAACACAGCUGGAUCUUGUACAAACUGAGUUCUAUCACUGUUUGUGCUGGUUUUUGCAUUUUGGUCCUGCUCAUCUUCUUCAUCAUCUGAAGGACCUUCAUAUUUACUUUGUGUUUGAAGCACCUGUAACAAAUAUAUCAAUGUAUCUGAAAAAUUUUUCUGUUUCCGAGUCGAUUCACUACUAAAUUGUAAUUACAAUUAUCAUCAGGAAGGUCUCAUGUCAAAUCAUAGAAAGCAGCCAAGAAUUAUUUUCCUGUCUGUUUCAAUCAUUCCAGUUGUAUCAAUACUUUUUUCCAUAUGGCCGAAUUCGGUGUGGAAAUGGAAA